Molecule: messenger RNA, 2048 nt
Organism: Neocloeon triangulifer
Lineage: Eukaryota; Metazoa; Arthropoda; Insecta; Ephemeroptera; Baetidae
Exons: 9
Coding region: 152-1570 (472 amino acids)
Source: RefSeq, a predicted model, not a curated record
CAAAAGGCCAGACGUAGGUGGUGGGGGAAAAACAUUUUUUAAGGAAAAUGGCGAUCUGUUUGUAAAUAAUAGAAAAUCACGGGAGGGAAAGUGAAUUCAGGUACCUGAUGCGCUUUUGAGUGCGCUGAAGAAUUCUUGGUUGGGAAGAAAAAUGGAUUUCACAAACAGCAAGUUCAGGAAAAAGCUGAGCAUGAACAAGUACACAAACAAGGAGCAAUACUUAGUGGACGCGGCUGCGUUUGCCCAACUGGUAGCUGAUGACCUCGGAGACCCUGAGGCAGAAAAGCUGUUUUGCCCAGCUUUCAAAAUCAAGUCCUGCGGGUGCAUGCAACGCUUCAUCACGGGAGGAGAUGAUGAAGAUUUUCCAUGCGAAGGAUCUCGGGAAAGAGCAAUAAGUCUGCUGCAACUGCACAGGGAGGCGCAAGUCCACAAAAGCUACAUAUCCACGGAGAGCAGGGAAAAGGGUGAUAAGCGGGUGCUGCGAAUGCUCAGGGCGGAGGGUUUUGAACAGUUCAUUCUGGAGCACAGGAUUCACGUCCGGCAGGAAUUGGGACUUUGCGAAAGGGCCAGCCAGAAGCUCCUUAUGUACUCAAACAACUUCCUUCACAAGGAUCUCAAAACUGGACCUGAAAAGGGUCCUCGCAUCAAACGCCUCGGUGGAAAACGCAUCCCGAAAAUACCUCUCAUGCCGAUUCACAGCGUUGCCACUGAAGCUUGCUGCAAGGAAUCGUGCGUUCGACUGGCCAUCACGAUGUACGACAAGGUCGAUUCGUGGCGCAAAAAUUCUCUCCAGAAUCAGCAAUUGCUCAGGAAGGUGGUCACAGAAAUGUUGACCUUCAACACUCAUAGAUGUCUGUGCCACAAGUUCAUCUCAUUGGUCACUGGAUGCAGCUUCUCUUUGGUGUCCAAAGUGAAGGAAAUGCUGAAGAGCAAAGGACACAAAAUUUCGAGUUCAAAAAACUCGAUUUCGCCGGGAAAAAGUGCAAGUAACUUGGACGUCCAUGACGCCCUGAUAAGUGAGGAACAAUCGCUGGAGAGGUCGGAAGACGCAAAUGCAAUCUACUUCAAAAUGGAAGACGAUGACGACGACGAAGAACUGAGCAACUCAGGAAUCUACCACCAGGAAGUGGCAGCUUUAAACGGAUCUCACACUGAAUACACAGACAAUGAAGAAUUUAACAAAAGCGAGACAGACGACUAUCAGCUUGACUCUUCAAGCAUCAGCCAGUACCUGCAGAACCGCAACGAAAUGUGGAACCCACUCUCGAUUGACUGCCCCUCCGUAUUGGGCCCCAGCAUGGUCAAAGUGACUGCCAGUGUUGAAUCUCCACCCCAGACCAAAACCUUCACUGUUCUCGGUCCAGCGUCGACCAACCCAGGGCCAGUCGACGUCACUCCCAACUCAGAAUCGGCCUUUCCCAUGAUCUUCUUGCCAGAGGCCAUGCAGGGUCAGGCCAUCUCGAUUAUGACCGCUGGCGACGCAAUGGGCGAGUUUGCCGGGCAAGAGGGCUACCAGAGUUUAGUCAUUUUGCAACCGUCGGCCAUCAACGCCACUUAUGUGCAUGAGUAGGCACUCCACCUCUUCGCACUCUCUUCUUUUGUAACAGAUGCUCAACUCGAAUAUUUUUUGAUAUGCCAUUUUACGAUAGAGACACCUUCUUCCGACGAGUAUUUUUGUGUGACGCCGACAAAAGUCGUUCUCAGGGCAAUGCAACACAGAGUAAUAAUUAUUUUUAAUCGAGAAAUGCCAAGCAUUCCACAGAAUGAUAGCGAUAGUUUUCCCAAGUGUGGUGUCCUCCGUACAGGAACGUGACAAUUGUGAAACGUAUAUACUUAUGUGUCAUAGUAGUUGAUAGCAGAGAGAUUCAUUUUUUACAAUGAGAGAUAUUAUUAUAAAAUACAUUUGAUGAGAAAAUAUUUGGGAAAAAUUGUAUUGUAUUUUUGUUCUAUUUAAUUUGAGAGAUUUUAUGUGUGACGGCAUUGAAUUGAUAUGACGGUGUUUACUUUAGCCCCGAAAUGCUAAUAAAGACAUUUACGAUUCUCUUUCA